UUGAGGGUUUCCUACAGAGCCGCUGCCAAGAAGAAGCAACGGGUGCGCACAGAGGGAGAGGACCGCUGUGACACAAAUCCACAUAUUUCAGCUAUAGAGUGAAGCCUGUCUUCUGCUUCAUCUACCACUGCUUCUGAAGCCUUGAACGAACUGACAAAUCUCUUCUCAGGCGAAGAGCAAAGAGACAAGCGCAGGAACAUGUGGAGCUUUUUGACGCGUAAUGGCCAAGUUGCUGCGCCACUUGACGCUGUGGCAAAACGCAGCGGCGACUUUUUCGGCGUCAUCGGAUUGAAUUAGUCUUUAAAACCAGCAGUGUGAAGUCUCUGAUAUGGCAUGUUUCCUGCGUUGUGUCCUCAGGAUUGCGACUCAUGGGAUGUAGUAAAUGGAGAUCUGGGUUCAACUUUGGACACCUGAAGGUGCAGUCCAAACUGUCCGUCUUCUUUACCAUGAUCAUUCUCUUCACUUACCUCUUCUAUUGCCUCAACGGAUACUGUGACUCUCUACCCAGGCCUGUUUAUGACCAACAAAGCAAUUUCCAAAACAAAAUUAUCUUACAUGAUGGACAAGAUGCGUCACAGGACCAGCUCGGUGCGUAUAACGCGUCUCCGGUGUCGAUCGUCCGGGGACAGCUGUCGGACUUGGGAAACAGCGCAAACGUUCAGUCAAAUAACAUAUCUAUAGCCAAUAAUUUCGGCAGCAAAAAGUUCCCUCAGGCCAUCAUCAUCGGGGUGAAGAAAGGUGGCACUCGGGCUCUGCUGGAGUUCCUGCGCAUCCAUCCCGAUGUGAGAGCCGUGGGCGCAGAGCCGCACUUCUUCGACCGCUUCUACGACAAGGGACUGGAGUGGUACAGAAACUUGAUGCCUCGUACACUGGAGGGUCAGAUCACCAUGGAGAAGACCCCCAGUUAUUUCAUCACCAAAGAAGCCCCUCGUCGCGUCUUCUCCAUGAGUCGCCACACUAAGCUCAUCGUGGUUGUUCGGGACCCUGACCGGGCUGUUUCUGAUUACACUCAGACCCUGACCAAAUCCCCCGGGCUUCCAUCCUUCCAGAACCUGGCUUUCCGUAACGCCACCACAGGCCUCAUCGACACGUCUUGGAGCGCCGUGCGCAUCGGCAUUUACGCCAAGCAUCUCGAAAACUGGCUUCGAUUCUUCCCGCUGUCACGCUUUCUGUUUGUCAGUGGUGAGCGGCUGGUGACCGACCCAGCUGGCGAGAUGGGCCGGGUCCAGGAUUUCCUGGGACUCAAACGUGUCGUGACAGACAAGCACUUCUACUUCAACCAGACCAAAGGUUUCCCCUGCCUGAAGAAGCCGGAGGGGAGCAGCAGGCCACGCUGCCUGGGGAAGUCCAAGGGCAGGCCCCAUCCCCAGAUCCCGUCUGAGGUUCUGCUGAGACUCAGAGACUUCUACAGACCCUUCAAUCUCAAGUUCUACCAAAUGACUGGCCACGAUUUUGGCUGGGACUGAAUGCUCUCUCACCAAAGCUCUUAAAAAAUGACUGUGAUGUUUUUAUUAAACCAACAAGCAACACCAGACAGGGAAUUUUGUGUUGCUAAAACUCAUACUGUGCAAAUGAGAUCUUUGUUUCUGUUGCUCAGAGAAUUGAAUCAGGAUCUGACGUUUUGCCAACAGAUGCUCCUGUUUUGCUCCAGGUUUACAUCAGACAUGCCAACAAAACUUGUGAGAAUGGAAGUUCGCUGAGUCCCUUCAACAAGCAUGGCUCCAUACAGCUUCUGGAUGGGAUGCGUUGGUUGUGACUUAAACCUACUGCUGCAGAAUAAAACAGCACAAUCCAGACAGAAACAUGCUUUUUUUUUUUUUCUAAGUUGGAACCUGUGGCCUUCUGUCACCCUGAGUGCCAGAAGUAAGCUCACAGUCCUGUCUGAAACAUUUAGCAGCACGAACUCUUCAUUCAAAUAAUACCAAAAAGAGGCCAGCUCUGCAAAAAGACAUGUCAAAAGUUAAACCAAAAGGCAGCAGAGUAACAGGCUUUGACAGAAAGUAAAGCCAUGAUAAACCAAAUAACAUAUUGGAGUUUUAAGGAUGGAAGAGCUCUACUACAAAAACAGCACUGAAAGUGAGAAAAGAAGUAAAGAGUUUUGAAUUACGCACGAUGGAACAAUCAAAUAAAUGUAAAUGUGCUGUUGUGAUCCAAUCAUCACUACUGGGUAAAUAGUUUUACUUCAUACAAUACAUGCAUUAGACAUAGGAUGUGUUUUUCUGCAGUUCUUUCCAUAUAAGCUCCUUUUCUGGACUGUCAUUUAUCAUCAUACAUAAGAUUUCGCAAAUGGAAAAACGCCUGGUACUGACACAUAAUGGAAUGACAGUGUGUGCACUAUGUGCUGUAAAUGUGCUGUUAUUUAUGUCACCACUAUAAAACAGUGUGAAAUCCUCCUCACACCUGUAUCUGUGAUUUUUUUGCUCCACUCGAUUACCGUCAACAGUACUUCCUGUACAUGCAACUGUAUAUUUCUAAAAGCUUAAUUUAUAAGAUGACAAACUAUUGUUGAGAUGUUUUCUCUGACACUUUUUGUAUAUGAAACUCUGCUGAAAUUCUAAGUAAAACUUUUAUUC
Messenger RNA from Sphaeramia orbicularis (orbiculate cardinalfish), 2573 nucleotides. RefSeq names its product heparan sulfate glucosamine 3-O-sulfotransferase 6-like. Gene Ontology annotation, molecular function: [heparan sulfate]-glucosamine 3-sulfotransferase activity. The record is from RefSeq and is a predicted model, not a curated record. NCBI's taxonomy places the organism in Eukaryota, Metazoa, Chordata, Actinopteri, Kurtiformes, Apogonidae.